AUGGCCUGCUCGUUGAGAAAGCUAUAUUCACAAUCACUCUACAGGAACUAUCGGCCUCGUUCGGUUCCACAGUCCGUGCCUAUUUUCUCCCCCCAGAAAGCCAGAACUGUUCGCAACACUGCUACGGUUACUACGAACGCCCAACCGACAAAGCGAUCGAAAUGGGCACGACGGAUUUUCUGGGCAACAUUUUUCGCCAGCUUGGGUUAUUAUACAGGACAGCGGUAUUUACAAGCUUUCAUGUCUCCUGCCGCGCCAGGAACGCCUGAGGAUGCCCGACGGUUGGAAGAGCUUCGGCGUUUGGUCGAAUAUCUGCCGAUUGUCCAGAAAUUAAGGGAAGACCCUCAAUACAAGGAAUGGGAGGCGUACGAAGUCUUUUCGGAAGAACAAAAGAUGCCUAGGUUAACCAGCGGUCCAUUGAAAGGCAGCCGAGGCCUUGCACUUCAGAGGAUAUUCUGGAAUGAAGAAGAAAAGGAAUGUGUUAAUGUCGUCUACUUUGGACAUGGGCUGGAUGGUUGGUUGACAAUUGUCCAUGGAGGACUCCUAGCAACUGUCCUGGACGAAACUCUUGCACGAGUUGUCCCUUCACAUUCCAGAAUCACCGCAAACCUCAAACUCGAUUAUCGUGCCCCUGUUGCUACAGGUGAAUUCUACACAAUACAUACUCGUCUAGAUCCAGACCGCUCUACGGAACGGAAAGCGUUUGUUACCGGAGAAAUCCGCAGCUUGAUGGGCAAGUUAUGCGUCGAAAGCGAAGCUCUAUUUGUUAGGCCCAAGAAACUAGUACUUCGAAAUGUGAAUAGUCAUUUUUAG
Talaromyces proteolyticus is the source of this 813-nucleotide messenger RNA. Its product is annotated as HotDog domain-containing protein. The transcript has 2 exons. The record is from RefSeq and is a predicted model, not a curated record. The coding region runs from base 1 to 813 and encodes 270 amino acids. NCBI's taxonomy places the organism in Eukaryota, Fungi, Ascomycota, Eurotiomycetes, Eurotiales, Trichocomaceae.